GCAUUUAGCACAACGAGUUAAAGGAGAGAACUCGCCAUAUUUCAGCUGGAGGUGUACUGUUAAUUUGAGCUUCUCAGAUUAUUUGAUACAUUACGUUGUCAUAUUGCUGUUAUUCUUCUACGUAAUGUUUCAGCGCUAGAUCUCUUAUGACAGGUCAGAAGCAUCAUCAUACUACAGUCCCGCUAGUUCCCCAGGCAUUAUUGAAAGAGGCCGUGAGAUGUUUACUAAUCGAUCAUUUUCAACUUUAACUUCCGGUACCAGCUGAAGUAAUGUGCUCUUUGAGUGCAAUGUCGAGCUUAAAGGUGUUCUUUAAUUUGUGACAACGAAUUUUUAUGACAAUGAAACGACACAGAAUGUAAACAUGCAAACUAGACUGAUAUUAUUGGGUGUCACAUAUUCAUUGAGUUUUACAGCUGUUGUUGGUUCAUCUGGAGAGUGUACUGAUCUCCAUGGCCGAACCAUAGCGCCGGGUUUACAUUACGUACCUGGCCCAGAUACGUGCACAUUAUGUGUAUGUGACAAUGGUAGUCCGAAGUGGUGCAAAGCUGUGCUGUGUUCUCCGCCACAAGAUUGCAAGUCAUUCCGCGUGGGCAACUCUUGUUGCGAAUUUAUUUGCCUGGAUGACACCUUGCCCAAAACAUCAUCUGACGGAAAUGGACCCGACGGUGGAACUGAAAUAAGUCUGCGAUUUAUUGCCACCGCUGUGACUAUAAUUUUAUCACUUUUCCUCUUUGUCUUUCUCAUUCAUCGUCUUAGACAGCGAAAGUUAAGAGGUCGUCAGAAUCGGCAGCUGAGCGAAGACGAGCGCAGUUUGGGGAGCAUCGGUUAUAUAGCCGGCAGCUUGGCGUAUUUGCCCGGCAGCAUGGGUUACUUGGGAGCUGGCAGCCAGGACCAUCACAUAGAGUUCCAUUACGAGGAGCCCCCAGCACACUACCCUCUGUGGAAACCUCCGGGGAACUACUUUCCCCGCGGCGAGGCACCCCCACCCUACGAAGAAGCCGUGGCAGCAGCAAGAGCAGAAGCGGCCCUGGCAGCUGCGGUCGCUUCUUCCAAUAACGCCCUGCAUUCUGGAGGAGGGAACAGUAGCACCAUAAUGACUUCAGGAACAGGGCAUAGGACCAUUCCAAUCAAUAUGGCGACUAGUGGGAGUUUCCGGAUUGAACCCACCAUUUCCACCGUAGGAAGGGAACAACGGUCGUUGGAGACGUCGGAACCUUCCAGACCCCGAUCGGCUGACAUCAUUUUAGAAUCUGUACCACCCAUCGAUUCAAGACAUUCCUCACGGUUAAUGGAGUUACCUUCGCCUUUCCCGAUGACGGCAGAGGAAGAAGGGGCGGUUGCUGCAAUACGCUCAGAUGCAUUUUACGAAGAUGUUCUUAUCGGUCCCCCUUCUUCUUUGUCUCCUGUUGAAUGUUUCAAUCCCAGUGUUACUGCCGUCCUUGGCAAGAGUAAGACUUGCGCCACCGCUGUGAACGUACCGGCACAAGCGGUUUCCACUAGCGAUACUUACUCAUCCUUGCAUCCUGCGUCUGUCAUAGAAGGUGCCGCGGCUGACGACAACGAUACUACAAGACUUUGUAAUCACAGGUUGUUGAAUGACCUGAAUAAGAGUUCGUUGGACAGUGCUGCAUAUAGUUGCUCGUAUCGGUGUCUCCCCCCGCCUCUUCCACCUGAUGAUAAUGAUGAUUAUCGGAGUGAGUGUGAGAACUGUAAAAGUACCCACGGAUCAAGUUAUUACUUGGAUCACGAGCCUAAUAUUACCUCGCCGCAAGAAACUAUGACGCUUCACCGGCGACCUCAGGACUAUGACACCGAAGAUCAGGGAUAUUAUCGCACAUCCCUCACACUGCCUACC
This is a messenger RNA of Zootermopsis nevadensis, 1855 nucleotides long. Lineage: Eukaryota; Metazoa; Arthropoda; Insecta; Blattodea; Termopsidae. The record is from RefSeq and is a predicted model, not a curated record.